Mya arenaria is the source of this 2124-nucleotide messenger RNA. RefSeq names its product interferon-induced protein 44-like. Lineage: Eukaryota; Metazoa; Mollusca; Bivalvia; Myida; Myidae. Gene Ontology annotation, cellular component: membrane. Gene Ontology annotation, molecular function: GTP binding. The transcript has 6 exons. The record is from RefSeq and is a predicted model, not a curated record. Bases 108 to 992 code for a protein of 294 amino acids.
CACCCCCUUAAUCCCAGACGCCAAAGCGAUUCGAAAGUGACAUUUGGUGUGCUGUAACACAAUCUGGAUAAAAUUUAUAAGAUAAACAACGGAAGAAUUGCAUCAAGAUGAGCACGCCAUGGAGGGAUAUCAAAUACGAGUCGUUUGAAAAGGCAAUAGAUCCCCUGAAAGAAAGUAUCAGCGCUAUCCAAGCAAAACGUCUCAACGUUGUCCUUGUCGGGCACACCGGUGCAGGGAAAUCCUGCUUCAUCAAUUCCAUCUGUUCAAUUUCUCGAGGAAGAAUUGUCAAUGUGGCUUCCACGAGAAGCUCAACUUCCGGAGAUGUUGGAACCUACAAGUUAACUCUGAUAAAGUCAAAAACGGAUGAGCUUCUCCAGAAUGUUUUCUUGUAUGACACGAUGGGAUUCACGGAGACGUUUGAUGACGACGAAAAGGGGAUAGGCAACGAAGACUUACGGGAUGUUUGCCUUGGUCGACUGAAAAAGGGAUACACUUUCGUAAGCAAAGCAGAUGGCGGGAAAAAUGACACCGUCAAAAAUACGUCGAAUGCAGAGGAGCCAGAAGUUCUGGUUGCGGCAGCGGAAGACAACGAUGCGAGGAAACCACACUGCGUCGUUUUCGUCGCCAGCGCAGAGACACUUACACAGGAUACUGACACAGUCAUUCAGAAGAAACUCCGGAAACUCUACACAUAUGUGCCUCAGGACGUAGCCAAAAUCGCCGUUAUCACGAAGCUCGACCGGAUUUGCGAUGACGUACAUAAAGAUAUUAAAAAUAUCUUUACAAGUAAUGAAGUACAGAAAGCAGUAAAACGAGCUGAAGAAGUGUUUGGUCUGCAAGAAAACCAGGUUUUCCCCAUCGUCAACUUCGUGUCCGAAAUGGACGUUGAGAAUGAUAAAUGUGUGCCAAUUCUGUACGCAUUGAAGUUUAAUUUCAGUUCCGCACUCGACAGGUAUGAAGAGAGGGUCGAUAUCUCGGACGAAGAUGACUAAAAUGUGUGAAAUAUUCAUUUAUGGAACGGAAAAUGUACCCGCGUUUAUUAAUUAAUAAUUACCUCCCUAAAUAUACGUAUACUCGAAAACACAAUUAUUCUUUAUCAAGUCACUACACAUAGUCAAAAAACUUUAAAACGCAUUUUCAUCUCAUCACAAUGUAUACUACCCUUAAGGACCAAUAUCUAAAUGUCACGAUUUCAACCUUUUUUAAUUUGAAUCAAUUUGGACACAAUAAAGACCUAUCACAACAUGUAUGUUUUGGUCAUUUAGUGAAAAAGGGAAAUAAAAAAUAAUUAAUUAAGGAAAUAAAUCAUAUUGAACAUCUCAAAACGGUCUUGUUAGGCGAGUAUUAAAGUUGAGUCUAAAUAAAGCUGAUACAUAUUGGAUAUAAAAUAUAUCAGAAAUGUUUGCAACUGAGCUUGUUUAUGUAGCUUUUCGCAUAAAUAUUUCUAUCUGGUUGAUAAGUGAACUAAGUAGCUGUGAUGUCGUAUUUUUGCCACGCAAAUUUCUCAAUAAUAAAAACCACUGUGGUGUUUGAAACAAAUGUUCUAAUGUAUAUUUUCACUAUUAUUUUUAUUUUUAACAAAUAAUCAAGUAAUACUUUAUGUCAAUUAUGUACAGAUGGCAAUUUCGCCUUUUUAUAUGAAUAAAAGUUCGGAAUUGUCCUAUCCUUUACCAGUGUUCCUAUUUUACCUAUGUUUGAAUUUCACAAACACUUCCGUGGUUUGCCUCUAAGCAGGGUUUAUCUACUGAGCUGGUCAAUGUAGUUUUUAUGGUAUUCUUAAGAAUCAUAAAUUUUUUGUUUUUUGUGCGAAAUAAAACAAAUUUUGCAUGUACUUUCAUAUUUAUCAUAUCUUAUCAUAACAUACAUCUCAGGCACAAACAAUUAUUUUCAAUCUAUUGCAAAUUUAAGUAGCUGAAAACGAGCCUUUUGAACAUACCCUGUGUUCCGAAACUUUGUUAUCUUCGUCGAAGAGAAAAUUGAUCGUUCACAUCCACUCAGAUCCUGUUUUUGCUUGGCGAAAUUCCUAGAAAAAUUGAAAUUGGAAAAUCGUUUAUAGGCCAAUGAAAGUUUCACCAGGACUAUGAAUCUAUUUUAAACUACGAAUAAACACUAGAGCUAGAGAAA